CCGCAUAUAUCAGUACUGCUGAGUGUAGACAUGUAGAAGACCACCAAUAUUUUUAAGCAUCUUUGGACACAAACAAAAGAAGUGAAAUAAUAAGAAUAAAAAAAAAAUUAAUUAACCCUUAUAGCCUUUAAAUAGGUCCUCUCCUUUCUUUACAAGCCACCCAUUCUACUCUUCACUCUACAUAAAAAAUAAUAGCUCUUCUAAAAAUCCUCUCAAAUAGCUCCAAGAACCAUUUCAAAGGAAUGCUCAAAGUGGAAACUAAAGAUUAUUGGAAGGGAUUCAAGCUUGGGCAUCACUAUUGAAUUCAGAUAUGUUCCACCAACUGAUUGCAAGUUAUGGUGAGACUGAGGAUGUGAGUGAGUCUGGAGGAGAGGAAAGCGCUCAAAACCUUCCUCUAGUCCCUCGAGCCUGCUCCCAAUUGAGGAAGCCUUGUCCUGCAGCGGUAGAAGGCGAGGAGAAUGCUCAAGCCUCUCCUUCUGUCCCAAAUAUUGGUGGCCGCAUGAGGAGACCUUCCAUCGUGGUUCCCAGACUUCGUCCCGACGAUGCUACAAUUCAGAUGCUAGAGUCUGUGCAUGACAACAUUGACCUCCUUGUUCGACAAACUGCAACUGUUGAGGUGGUGCGUGACAUGUCCAACUACGAAGGUGAUACUGUCACUAGGGGAGUCCAAGAUAUCCUUCGGGGUGUAACUCAAUUCAUGGUCUCCAAUCUUAAUUCUUCAAAUUUACAAGAGAAACUGGUUGCCGCAGAAGCAACCCUUAAGGAGCAGAAGAAGCUCUCUGCUCUUUCGGAUGCAAAGUAUGAGUGUGACAAGGAUGAACUUAAGGACAUUCUUGGUAAGAGGUUGACAGAACUCAACGAUGCGCAAACACAGCUGAAGGAAAGAAAGGGCCAAGUGGUUUAUUACAUUGAUCAGAACUUCGCUCUUGCAAAGAAGAAUACGGAGCUAGAGAAGGACGCUAAAGAACAUGACUCAACGGUUAAGGCUUUGAAGGACAUUAUUCAGAAGCAUGAGGAGAGGGCAGCGAAAGACCAUCAGAAAUACAAGCGUGCCUUCGACGACCAAUUUUAUCAGUUGUGGAAAAAUAACCAAAAUCUUAACCUUUCGCACAUGCUUCCCCAGACUAAAGAUAAGGAGCUUAUGAAGUGCAAGGCAAGACUCCUUCGAGAAGCCACGCUUCCUCCCACUACUAAUAUUCCUAGUGCUGCUACUUCUAUGGACCUGCCUGAAGAUACUCUUCCUUAAGAGUUUUAGCCUUUGUGCUAUUUAUCCCGAGCGCAUGUGCUCCUUAGUUUUAUUAUCUUUAGACAACUUGCAUGGGUAAUUUGUGUUUUUCUUUCCUUGGUUACUUUUCAUCCAAGUACUUGACACACUCUAUUUUUUCUAAGUUAUCCUUAGUUAAAUAGCUAAUUAAAUGAGUUUGCUCUUUAAGCUCUCUUGAUGAACAUGUUUGACUUACUAGUUUUUUUUUUUUGGAGUUAAUACUCUUUUCUAGAUUAAGUGCUUAUCAUGUAUAUGAUUAAAUCCACUCUCUAUCC
Messenger RNA from Cannabis sativa, 1539 nucleotides. RefSeq lists its product as uncharacterized. Bases 311 to 1246 code for a protein of 311 amino acids. The transcript has 3 exons. The record is from RefSeq and is a predicted model, not a curated record. NCBI's taxonomy places the organism in Eukaryota, Viridiplantae, Streptophyta, Magnoliopsida, Rosales, Cannabaceae.